Blepharisma stoltei is the source of this 3510-nucleotide messenger RNA. NCBI's taxonomy places the organism in Eukaryota, Ciliophora, Heterotrichea, Heterotrichida, Blepharismidae. The record is from the annotation of a GenBank genome assembly.
AUGGACUUAAAGCUACACAUUCUCAGCGAGUUGAGUGAAAGUCUUUUAGAUCACAUCCCACAAAGUAUUUUUAAAGUUAAUCGCCGUCUUCCUCACAUCCAUGCCCUCCUUAACAAAUACAUGAAACAAAAAUCUCAUUUAUUGCCCCAAUCCGAGCAAAAAACCAAAGAAUUCCUAGCGGGAACCAGCUAUAACCCCAGCAAUAUUGACAUUCUGUUGAAUAAGCUAGCUGUAGAAGCUCAGCAUUAUGAAAUGUACAAAGAGGAAGAGCCCACAACACAGAAUCCUGAAGAGCUCGUGGAAAAAUACAAAAAAUUGAUCGUUCAGAGUGUUGUAGAUAGACUUAACCACGAUCCUCUCCUUGACUUCAAAAAUAGAGAAACUGACCAAAAGCUAACGGAUUGAAACAAAAUUAAGGAAAGAAUUGUGGAAGCACGAGGAAAGGAUUAUGCCUAUUUACAAAGAAUGAAAGAAUUUCUACUGUUUAGCUAUUUUCUUAUUCAAUAUAUGGAUAUAGGCUAAGGUGAUCAGCAGGAAUGUUUAUAUUCUCGAUAAGUUGGCAUAUUUUACUAUCCCAUCUCCUAAUCCCCCCCUUUAAAAAAAUUAUAGGCGAAUAAUAAUUUCUAUAGAAAUAGUUUUUCAAAUCCAAUUUAAUGCCACUAAAAUCGAAAAUUUUAUCUAAUAGCUUUGAAAAACAAAUUAAAUUGAAACAAAUUUUUUUAUCCACUUUAAAGGAGGCGAGUAAGAAGAAAAAGCAGACUUUGUAUACAGGAGACAAGACUCCACAAAUUGUGGCAGCUUAUAAUGCAAUUAUUUCUAAAAUUUUUCAUGCAAAAUUGACUAAUACGAGAUACCAGCCACUUCAAGAUUUAAUUUUGAUGGAACAAAAGCGAGGAGAUAUCGAUCGAGAAAGCUUCGAAACAAUCUGAAGAUUAAUUUCUGCACAGCUAAAAGACAUAAGCUCAGGCGAUCCUUUUGAGCUCGCAAUCAGUAUAAUGUCCAACACAACUGAGUUUUUUGAACAAAUGUUCGCUGAGCAAGUCUUAGAAGCCACCCACAACAUUUCAGACCCCUCAAUGCUAGCCAAAAUUACUGCAUAUUCCCAAGCCAUCCUCGAGUCAUUACCUGCAGGCACAAAUAUAUUCCUUGAUAAUAAGAAUGAGCCAGCCUGGAUGAUUCUUUAUUUCUUGCUGAGAUCUGGACUAAAAGAAGAAGCCAUAAAAUAUUGUGAAAACCAUCAUGAUAUCAAUUGGCUGGCUCAGCAUUUAACAGAUUAUUUCAGGCUAAGGGAAAUUUUGGAUUCGAGGUCUAUAUCAGAGCUGGUGAAUUCUAUGAGAGAUCCUUCAACAUUGGAUGUAUACCAGCGUGCUGUGCUGAUUUUAUUAGCAAAAAUGAACACUGAUGUUGAUGAAUUACAGCAGAAUACACUUGAGGAUUAUUUAUGGUUUAAAUUAAAAAUAGCGCAACCAAUAGAAGAAGCGCAAGCGCAAAAUUUGGAGUAUGAGUGUGAAAAUUAUACUGUAAAAGGUAAAUUUUAAAUUUCUAUUAAUAAAAAUUAUUUUAGGUAUAAAUUUGAACUAAAUAGGAUAUAAUGUGCUAGUUUUAUCGGAACUUCAAAGAUAUCUUAUUGAAUGCGGCCCUCAGCAAUUUGAAAACCAAACUAUUGUUUAUACAAUAGCGUUAAUAUCGACAAUGUGUUAUGGUGAAGCAAUUCAAUACUUGUACUCCAUUGAUGACUAUAACACAGAAGCAAUCCAUUUAGCCGUAAUUCUAAAUGAAAACAGCAUGCUACCUAUUUUUUCCAGCUUAGAUAAUGCUUUUGAAGUCUAUGAAAAUGUCAUCCAUGUAAAUUUGAAUAAAAUCAUAUCAGACUAUAUCAAAAUUUUUGAGUCAGUUUUGCCAAACGAAGCCUUAAUGUACAUUUCAUUAAUGACAAGCACACAAGUUAAAGUUAAAGUUUUAUAUGGCAUUACCGGGACACACUAGCCAAACAACCUUGACUCCAAAAAAGGUGCCUAUGCUGGGUGCAUAUGCACCUUGAGUACAAAUGGUGUAAGGCCCGACCAAAAUUGCACCCUCUUGAAGAUUCUGGCGAAACUCACUAUAGUCCUGAUAGAUGAAGACUAUGUGAGAGUUUAAAAUCUGUCUAGCCCAUCUGGCAGGGACAGGAAAAUCUUCAGGGAGAAACAAAGCUUCCGUCUUCGGCAAGGCUUCCUCAAAGGUGAAAGCUUAAUUCAAAAGAGACUGAGGCUCUAUUUUCAGCUUCAUGAGAGAAUGGGUCCGACCUGCUCAUAGGGAGUACACCUUGGAAACAAAAUUCCGUCAACAUCACGAUAUGAUUUUAUAAGAACACAAGGAAUUGUCUCUGAAGCUAGUAACUUGGUGAUUUCUUUCGAAAACUACCAAAUUGUCCUUAAUGAUGAAAUGUACAUUUUUUCUAAUAAAUUCAAAGAUGUUAUUUCUGAACAAAAUUAUAGGCUUUGUGUGGAGGCAAUUGCUGAUUAUGCAGCAAGACAAAAAGCACCAGAAGCUGUAGUUUUGUAUGAUUUGGUGGAAAACUAUGAAAAGGUACUAGAGACAUGGAUUUUUGAAAUAAAAAAUGAAAUGAAAAAACUAAUUCCUCCCUUUAAAUUGAAGAUAAAAACCCUGCUCCAAUUUAAAGGGAGGCUAAUUUUUUUUAUCCAUAAAAUUAGGUCAAUAAAAAUUAGUUCUGAAAAAUAUAAUAAUUUUUUAUAAAAAAUUAAAUAAAAAAAUUAAUCGAUCCAGCUUUGAAAACUGUUUAAUAGUAUUCUAACUGCAUUUUGUUUAUUUAAAUUAGGUCAAAGCUAAUUUAUAAAAAUUCGUACUUUCAUCAAUAAAAUUUUCUUUUGAAAAACAAAUUUUGUUACAAUUUAAAGGGGUUAAAGUACCAAAAAAUGCAAAUUUUACCGAUGUUUUGUUGCAAUUUAAAGGGAGGGAGUAAGCGAAAACUGGAAAGAAGACUUUGAAAGAGGCUGGCAGCUGAAAGAAGAAAAAGGACAAUGUGAAAUGGAAAAUUAUGUUUUAAAGAACUAUCAAGAUUUGUAUGAAAAAUAUCGCCAAGAAAGGAUCUUUGAAAACUUCGUAGAUCAUGAUAGAGCAAUUCAAAUUUUAGAGCAGUUUUUGACCUUCUAUAAUGCUGUCAUCAACAGACAGUUCCACCAUGCCCUUGCAAUAUUGUCAUCAACUUCUUUAUUCCCAAUCCGUCCCACCUCCCGACAAAGUGAAAUCCAAGGUAGAUUCAAAAGACUCCAUUUCUCAAUCAAAGAAGAAAUCCCUAACCUUAUAGUAACUGCUUUACAAGUUCACCAAAUCCUUUUAAAUUUCGCUCAAUCAUAUGAGUCAAAUGAGCUGAAAAACGAUAUGAAAGAACUUGCUAUGUAUUAUGGAGAAGCCAACGAUUUAGUAAGAGGAAUCCCCAGUGCUGAACAAAAAUUCAAAGAACUAGGCAGCUACAUAAGAGAAGUCAAAAGAAAGCUUGCAUUGAUUUAG